AUGGCAACCUUUUGGGUACAGAAUGCGAGAAAAUCUGGGCAGAUCGGUCACAGUAUUUUAAGGAUUUCUAGGUUAACUUUGAAUCAAAUAAAUUCAAACUCUAGGAGGAAGAUUAUCACAUCAUGCUGCUGUCGUGGGAUUCAUCACAAACCGGUAUUUGUUUCAUUACUGAAAGACAAACUUAAAGGAAGUCUUAAUAGGAGCCUGGGUCCAUGUUACUCCACAAAUUCACAUUUGUUUCCUAAAGAAGUGACUAGUCCGGAGAAACUCACGCAAGAUGAAAUAACGGCCCUGCACCAAAAUAUUUGUAAGGAAUUAAUUACAGAUGAGAGAUCUUUACAAGAGGUUGCACAGUACUAUUUUGAUGGAAAAGGCAAAGCGUUUAGACCCAUGUUGGUUUUACUCACGGCUGGUGCAUGCAAUACUCAUACUCAGGGUUCUAAUAGUAAACUGGUGGAUACUCAGAGACGGAUUGCAAUGAUAGCAGAGAUGAUCCACACAGCGAGUCUCAUGCAUGAUGAUGUCAUCGAUAAUGCAGAUACAAGGAGGAACAAAACAGCAAUCAAUGAAAUGUGGGGACAGAGAAAGGCAAUUUUAGCUGGAGACUUUGUUCUAUCAGUUUCAUCUCAGGUUUUAGCAAGAAUAGGAAACGAGGAAGUUGUUUUAAUUCUUUCCCAAGUCAUAGAAGAUCUUGUUAGAGGGGAAUUUAUGCAACUUGGUUCUAAGGAGGAUGAAAAUGAGCGCUUUGCCCACUACCUCAAGAAGACGUUCAAGAAAACAGCAAGUCUCAUGGCUUACAGCUGUCAAGCAGUAGCAAUUCUGGGUGGUUGCAGUGCUGAGGUGUGUCAGAUAGCCUACGAGUACGGCCGGAAUACAGGCAUGGCAUUCCAGCUGAUAGAUGAUGUAUUAGACUUUGUAUCCAGUGACGCCGCUAUGGGGAAACCGACGGCUGCUGACUUGAAGCUGGGCCUUGCAACCGGGCCAGUGCUGUUUGCUGCCGAGAAGUUCCCAGAGUUGGAUGCCAUGAUCAUGAGACGGUUUAGCGAGACUGGUGAUGUAAUGGCUGCAAGGGAAGCUGUUGCCAAGACUGAAGGCAUCGAGCAGACAAGACACAUCGCUAACCAGCACAGCUUAGAAGCUCAGAAACAGAUCAGUAAACUACAUCCCAGUCCAGAGAGGCAAGCACUUAUAGAACUUGCACAGCGAGUUGUUACAAGAAUAAAGUAAAUCCGUAGUUGAAAUCCUUGUGUCAGUGCAAGAAUGUUGGAUCUCUAAAAACAGCCUUUAUGCAAUACAGGUUGUGAAAACUGCACAAUGUUGUCUUUCACCAUAACUACCCCUGAUGUGCACUAGUGUACACAGAAACCCGGUUGCGUCAAAAUGAAAUGGUGUGAGACAAGACGUCCUAAUGAAAUAGAGGAAACACGUUUUGCAUAGAUUUCUAAAAGUAGUGACAUUCUAUUAAUAAUUAGUUUGUGCACCACAGUGUACCCUUGUUAUAAAGAUGCUCAGCUUAUAAAGAGUACAUUCUGAAGUCCACAAUCUCAUUUCUGCUGUGUUUGUUUCUCUUAUAACAGCGUUCCUCUUAUAAAGAGGUUAUUUGGCCAGUCGCAGCAAACUUGUUAUAACAAAAGUUUACUCUACUAGUGUAGAGUGCUUUGUAAAGCAUUGAGGUAUGACAAAACCCAAAUGAAUGUUAUGUAAAAAUCUCAAAAGUCUACAAUCCUGGAUAAACCUUGUGUCGCCUCCACUUAAUUUAAUUAGACAACAGAUUUUAAGAACUGGACAUCAAAUAAUUAUGGAUCUUUGUUGCUCCUAUUCCUGCUGGAUCUUCCAAGGAAUUGUUGCUUAAAUCUAAUUGGAAAUUUGAUUCCCAUUCCUUUUUGCAAUCUACCUCAAUGCAAUACAUAAUUUAGUUAGCAGGAAAACCUUAAAUAUUUUCCAAAUAUUUCUUUGUUUUAACCAGGAUUGUGUGCGUGUGUGUGUGGGGGAGGGGCAACACAAACCCGAAGGCCAACAUGUGGGUUAUCACAAAAAAAGGUUUUACAGUCAGGGUUGAUGUUUUCAGGAACUGUAAUUAUUUUCAUUUGUUUUGAAAGUGAGCUGCCGAGAUAGUACUGAUUGUAGAAUUUGUCUUUCUGUUGGUAAACAAGGAGCAAGUCAUGAAUACUGUACAUGUGUAACUGUUUUUUAAAGACAUUAAUUUGUAAAUAUUAUAUGUAAAGCAUGCUCCGUUUCACUGGUCAAAAUUCCUUGAAGGGCCUUUCCAAUGAAUUAUUCAUUCAAUAACCAGUGUGUACAAAACCCAUCUUGUUAUCUUAAGUCAUUGAAAGUGUGUGAUAGACCCUGAAAACGUAGAAGAAAUUUGCAAGUGUCAGAAAUUGUUGCAGGAUAAAUUGAUAGAAACAUGUUCUAUCUUUUUUUAUGAGAGCAGUGUUUUAAUUAAUAUUUUUUUCAUCAGAAAUUAUUAUGUAAAAUAUUUUAUAUCAAAUAAUUAGAAUUUAA
This is a messenger RNA of Asterias rubens (European starfish), 2505 nucleotides long. RefSeq names its product decaprenyl-diphosphate synthase subunit 1-like. Gene Ontology annotation, biological process: ubiquinone biosynthetic process; isoprenoid biosynthetic process. Lineage: Eukaryota; Metazoa; Echinodermata; Asteroidea; Forcipulatida; Asteriidae. The transcript has 10 exons. Gene Ontology annotation, cellular component: transferase complex; mitochondrion. Gene Ontology annotation, molecular function: prenyltransferase activity. The coding region runs from base 1 to 1227 and encodes 408 amino acids. The record is from RefSeq and is a predicted model, not a curated record.